This is a messenger RNA of Fusarium subglutinans, 3114 nucleotides long. RefSeq lists its product as uncharacterized. Lineage: Eukaryota; Fungi; Ascomycota; Sordariomycetes; Hypocreales; Nectriaceae. Bases 1 to 3114 code for a protein of 1037 amino acids. The record is from RefSeq and is a predicted model, not a curated record. The transcript is spliced from 13 exons.
AUGUCUGCAGAGCCGCCAAAAGAAGCAAAGGAAGAUGUAUUCGUCAAAGUGUACAGUCUCACCACAGCACCCAAACAGGGUCAAGACGGCGAUACGUCUGUUGCUAUCGGCCGCAUGGCUGUAACGACUCUCAAAUUCGCAGACGAGGCUUCAACAUUCCAGUCCCGUAUCACGCUGGCUGAAAUAAGAACCAAGAUAAACGAAGCUCUGAGCAGUGAACAGACGUUCAAGUUUUGCGCCGACGAUUAUUCCCUCGUUCCUGAAGAUGUCACCCUCGAGACAUACAAGAAGAUGAUGCGUAGUAGUGCCAUGCGCGAAGCCAAAAUCCCUACUGUUUUGAUCGCCCCAACCUCUGAACCUGCUUCUAGCCAAAGCGCUGCUCUGAAGGAUUCAUUUAUCAUGAAGUUUAUUCAAGUUGGGGAUAACCCUGAAAAUGCUAAAAAUGUCGGAUCGCUUCAUGCAUCGGCUUUCAAAGGCAAGGAUCCAUCAACAAUGCUCUUGGGAGAGUUGCGACGCCUGAUCGGGAAGAUGUCCGCAGAUCCAAAAAUGCACACGUUCUGUUCUCUCGAUGGCACAGCAGCUGGAGAUGAAUUGACCUUGCAGAAGUACCUCGCUCUGGAUAAUGCAAAGGUUGACCCAUCUGACGGCACACCAGCUAUACUAAUACGCUAUCGAAGUAGUGAUGCAAAGGUCUCUGCCGCUGCUUCUAAAUUCCAUGGUGCUAGCCAAGAUGUCUUGCAGGCUAUGGAACAAAUGAAGCCUGACCUCAGCUUCAAAGACAGAUCGGCAGAGGAGAUGCAUGCCGAUACGACAGCUCUGCAGGUCCAGGAAAAUCUACGUGCUUCUGACAUCGCUGCACGCGAGGCAUCCCCACUCAAAUACACGAGUCAAAUGGACGAAGCCGAUUGGGACUCGGUGCUAAGGAACUGUUGCCUAUUAUAUGGCUGGAAAGUCGAUAAGGGGACAAAAAGGAUUGUGCGAGCCACCACCCCGGCCUUCCGACUUAGAAACAAGCUGCCACCGAGACCGAUAGCCUUUCCUGCUCCUGCUAUUCAACAGCCAGUGAUAUCUCCAGAAACCUCAACCGAGACAUCUGUAGCAUCAACACCCGGCACUGACAAGUCCCCGGAUACUUCGGGAGACGCCUCGGCUGAAGGACAAGAAACUGAGGGAGCCGUCAAAACCGAGAAACCAACAAUCACAGAGAAUUCUGAAGCAGCUGUCGACAUAGACAAGCCACUCACCGCAGAAGAUGUGGAGGCGCCCAUUCCAACAAAGCUCGGGGCAAUUCCAUCAUAUGCAAUCAAUGACAGAUCUAGAAUCGAGAUAACGAUGGUCAGCAACGAGUUCCAGGAAUCAAUGGCCAGAAAUCAUUUCAGUGCGUCUUCGGUGGAAGCUUCUGCUUCUGGAGGCUGGAGUGGCUACUCAGUAGGUGUCACAGGCGGCGCUGCCCAAGAAAACACUUCUGGUGGAACGAAGACCCAAAAGGGUUAUGCAAAACGAAUGUUUGGAAGCUACAUGUUCCCUCGCGUUGAUGUCUUCCUGAGACCAGAAGAUCUAGAGCCAACUGAGGAGCUUCGUGCAGCUCUUGACGGUAUCAAGCAGACCAAGAACAUUAACGCUCUCCGAGAGCUUUAUAGUACCUUUGGACACCUUUUCUGUCAUUCAGUCACUCUUGGAGGCUGCCUCCAGACGACCAAGGUUGUUGAGAGUGAUGAAGCUGUCCAGCAGAGCAAAGAUAAGCAGUCCUUCAAAGCACAACUGGGAGUUGCUGUUUCCACUCCAUUCGGGGCCAAAGGAAACGUCAAAGGGUCCAAGGAGAGCCAAGACGGUGGAGAAAGUCACAGCAGAAGUGCGAAAGCGAACGAGAGUAUGGGAUUUGAGGCUACUGGCGGAAACUCCAUCCUCGCAGCAGACCCACCGGCCUGGAGUGGCUCUGUCGCAAACUUCAACAACUGGCGUAUCAUUGAGCAGACUGAACUGACACCGAUUGUUGACGCUAUCUCAAAGAUGACCGGAUAUCGCGAAACUAGGUCCUGGUUCUUUGCUGCGGCACCUAAGCUCAGUGAAUACAUGGUCAUUCCCGAAUCGAGGAUGCUGCAUGUCCGGUUCAAGGUUGCCAGCCAGAACGAGAGUUUUGGCGUCAUAUCUCAGAAGAAGAUACCGGCUUAUCUUGGACAUCGCCCAAACGAGUCGGUAACACCAGUUCGCACGAAUCUUAGAGUCCCAGAUCAACCCCCGAAGGAAGCAUUCCGGAACGGACCAUUCGGGCUUAUUGGCGACAUGACCAAGAUUACGGCUCAGAACCCUGGUGCUUCUACUACUCCACUAUUUGAGCCAAACAGGACUCAAACACCAAUCUUGAUGUUUCCGUCCGGAGCAGAGCUUGGGACCAAAACAGAUAAUGCAUUCAGUCAUGUAGUAUGGCGGUUAGAGAUCGCUAGAGGGCAUAGCAUCGGCCCUGAUACGCUACUAUGCAUCAAAUCAGCUGCAUUGCCGAAGGCUGAUCUAGCCUUAACGGUAUACCGUAAUGCGCAAGGAGUGUAUCUUCCGUCCAUCAGCAGCACAGACGAACCCUGCUACUGGAGACUGGAACCCGCCGAAACUUCCGGAAUAUCCAGAAUGAAAGGCGAUCGUUACAAAUUCGGCGACUCCUUCAGACUUACCUGGUCAUUCUCCGAUCAAACAAGCGGUUUCCGCGACUUUGUUGAUGAUUCGUAUGGUCGACGCAACUUGACUCGGCCGUCUGAUAUCAAGAGCGAUAAGUUAUGCUUGAAGGUUCCCUUCCCACGGUUCGAAAGCAUGUCAUCAGAUUAUAUGGCAGUACUCAUGUCGCCUGCCUUGACAACGGAUCCGAUAAUUGAGAAGAUCAAGGUCCUCGAUGGAUUCAACCAAGAAAAGACUUACAACUUUCAUGAUCUGACGUUUCGGGUUGAUCUAGUUGGUAAUGAUGGCAACGGCGAUAAGAAUGACUACGCAAAUCUUGCGGCCACGACCUGGGAGGAGUUAGACAAGAAGCUAACGCCGGGAGAAAAGUUGUUGGGAAACAUACUUGGACCUUCUCCGAUGGUUAUUGAUGGCGUUUUGGGGGGUAUGGAGUUUACUCGCUGGUGA